This is a messenger RNA of Episyrphus balteatus (marmalade hoverfly), 1359 nucleotides long. RefSeq names its product collagenase-like. The record is from RefSeq and is a predicted model, not a curated record. Gene Ontology annotation, biological process: proteolysis. The coding region runs from base 224 to 1258 and encodes 344 amino acids. Gene Ontology annotation, molecular function: serine-type endopeptidase activity. The transcript has 2 exons. Lineage: Eukaryota; Metazoa; Arthropoda; Insecta; Diptera; Syrphidae.
AAAAAGAUUGGCUUAACUGGUGUUUUUUCCAUAAAUACUCACUGUUUUCUUUUUCUUUCUGUUUUUCUUCUGUUUUCUCUUUCUUAAAAGAAGAUAAGACAAGAAACACCAUGAUAUAAGAAAAUAACAUUGACAUUUGUUAGAGAUUAAUCAAAAAAUCGCAAUUGCUCGAUUGAAGAAGAAUUUUUUUCAAAAACUAAAAUUAAAUUAACUUAUUAUUAAAAUGAAAUCUCUAUUUUUUAUAAUUGUUUUUAUAUUUGUGGGGUCACAAAAUACUGCACGUUCAAGGUCCAAAAGGAUUAUCAAUAGUGGCGGUGAUCAGAAAUCUACCUCUCCCUGGUUUGUUAUACUGAAGAAGGCUAAAACACAAGGCCUUCAUUGUGGAGGCACAAUUAUUGACAAAUCUUGGGUCCUAACAGCAGCUCAUUGUGUCUAUGGACUUCAAUCAAUAUUUUUGGAAUUCGGAAUAAAAAUUUUUGACGAGUACAAUGUUUCAAUGACAGCAAAAGAAUUUGUCAUUCAUCCACAUUUUAAUUAUACAUUUCUAUUCAACGAUGUGGCAUUAAUCAAACUACCAACUCCGUUAAAUUUUUCCAACCAAAUUUCUCUCAUAAAUCUUCCAGCACCUAAAGAUCAAUACAAAUCUUUAGAAGGCGCACAUGCUGUUUUUUAUGGAUAUGGCACAACAGAUGACCUAAAGCCUAGCGAUUUUUCUACACAUUUAAAAAGAGGUAGUGUUAUUGUCAUUCGAAAUCAACAAUGCAAGACUGAACUAGACAGGAGCACUGUUAUUGAAUCAACACUUUGUGCAAAAGGCUUAAAUGGAAGCAACACAAGCAUUUGCCUUGGAGAUUCUGGUGGACCUCUAAUAACCAAUGAUUCUCAAGGCAGAACCAUUCAAAUUGGUAUAAAUUCAUUUGUGAAAGUAGAUAAUUGUAUGAGUGGUUAUCCAUCAGCCUAUGCUCGAAUUACUUCGUAUUUAGAAUUUAUACAAAAAUCGAUUGGAUCGAAGGAAGUUUCGGAAUCAACUGAUUUACAAACAUAUCUCAUUUCUAUAACUGUUGUAAUCUCUAAUAUCUUGUUUCUAGUUUUAUAUGGACUGAUAGCUAAACACAUCAGACUCAAUAAACGUGUACAAAUUGGUUUGACAAUAUUUGUUGCGAUUGGUUUUUUAUUUUAUUCAAUAGCGGUACUUAAGCUUUUACAAAAUUUUGGAAGCAGAAUUUUGAAAAGCAGAAUUUGGAAAGCAGAAUUUUGACAAAAGAAUUUUGACCCCAGCAGAAUUUUGAAACCCAACCCAAAUAAAAUAUUUAUAAGGCAUAAUGGGGUGAUGUUUACGGGCAUUUGAUAUAAGUCUUC